AGAGAAAAAAAGCAGCAUGGCAUCCGAAGCAGUGGCCUCCGUUCCUCACCCUUUCUGGCCUCGUGAUCUGCACAUUGAGGGAUACCGACCCAAUGACCGAGCCAUGUGGGAGAUUUUGACCUUCCUGUUCUCAGUAUCCGGGGUGUUCCUGGUUGGGACCUGGUUCCUGUCUGGCCGUGUUGUUGGGAUUAGCACUGCUCGUCGCCUCAUCCUCUGCUGGUUCAUGAUCUGUGGUUUCAUCCAUGGUGUCAUUGAAGGCUGGUUCUCCCUCUUUUAUCACAUUAUCCCAAGGGACCAGGCCUUCCUGUCACAGCUGUGGAAGGAAUAUGGCAAAGGAGACAGCAGAUAUGUGAUAGCUGAUAAUUUCACAGUUUGCAUGGAAACCAUCACCGCCUGGGCUUGGGGUCCACUCAGCGUUUUGACUGUCAUUUCCUUCCUGCAGAAUAAGCCAUACCGUUUCGUGCUGCAGCUCAUCGUGUCACUUGGUCAACUGUACGGCGAUGUCCUGUAUUUCUACACAGAAUACCGGGAAGGUUUCAGCCACAGCGAGAUGUGGCAUCCAAUUUAUUUCUGGUUUUACUUUGUAUUUAUGAACGGUCUGUGGAUUAUAAUCCCAUCUGCCCUGAUCGUUGAUUCCUGGGUCAACCUAAGCCAAGCGCAGGGCAGGGCGGAUGCUGUGCGUCCUACAAGCAAAGCCAAACGAACCUGAAGGCGGCCGAUAUGCCAACAGGAAGUGGACAGCCUUAUUCAGAGAGUACAGGACAGUCAGAAAUACCAUUUGAAGUUUAAAUCUGUGUACAGCACCCAGUAGUAUUUCUUCUAUCAUUUA
Messenger RNA from Nanorana parkeri, 829 nucleotides. RefSeq names its product emopamil binding protein (sterol isomerase) (gene EBP). The transcript has 5 exons. Lineage: Eukaryota; Metazoa; Chordata; Amphibia; Anura; Dicroglossidae. Gene Ontology annotation, biological process: cholesterol biosynthetic process. Gene Ontology annotation, molecular function: steroid Delta-isomerase activity; cholestenol delta-isomerase activity; C-8 sterol isomerase activity. Gene Ontology annotation, cellular component: endoplasmic reticulum; membrane. The coding region runs from base 17 to 709 and encodes 230 amino acids. The record is from RefSeq and is a predicted model, not a curated record.